AUGGAGCCGCUCGGGGGCCCCGGGGAAGCCCCGGAGGCGGAACUUGAAUUCCUCCGUUUCGGGUGUCUGCGCAGCUUCCGCUGCGGCGCCAGCUCCGUCAACUCCCUCCUCUUCUUCGGAGAUGCAGAUCAUCUUCUAGCUGGCGCUUCGGACAAAACUAUUUACCUUUUGGGCGCGCAGCACGGAGUGCUGCAUGAGUACAAGGGCAAGCAGCUGCUGCUGCUGCUGCUGCUGCUGCUGUUGCUGCUGCUGCUGCUGCAGGUUGCUGCUGUUGCGGCUGCGCAGCAGCGGAGGGCCCCCUGUGCUGCAGCAGCAGGUCGCUGCUGCGGGUGUGCAGCAGCAGAGUGCCCCUUGCUGCUGCGGCUGCGCAGCAGCAGGGUGCCCCCUGCUGCAGCAGCAAGUUGCUGCUGCCGCUGCGCUGCAGCAGAGCAUUCUAUGGGAUGUGACCACUGGUCUCGCUCUUCGGCAGUUCCCGAGGACUGCGCCGAUAAACGCGUGUCUGCUGCGGGCCUCGCCGAGCCCGCUGAGCCACUUGGCAGCUUUGGGGGACUCCGACGGACUUGUGCGACUUUUCGACAUAAGGGGGGGGGGCCGGCGUUUUGGCUACGUGCAGGUGUUGGCGGACGCGAAAGACGCGAUUUCGAGCAUCGUGGCGGCGCGGGAACGCCUCAUCGUGGCUUCCCUCGACGGCUGCGUGUACACCUACGACCUGCGCAAGGGCGCUCUGCAUGUCGACUGCUACGGAAGUCCAAUAACUUGCAUGUCUUUGUCUGCGGAGGAGACUUUGCUGCUGCUGUCUUGCGUGGACGCGAGCCUGCGGCUGGCGGAAGUGACCUCGGGGGAAACUUUGCAUGCGUUUUGGGGUCACUUGCAUUCUUCUUGUGGGGCUUUUCGCAUGCAAAGUUGCUUCUUUGCUGCUGCUCUCCCGCUGCCGCCUCCGGGCGCAGCAGCGGGGCUCGAAGACGGCUGCAUAUAUUUCUGGGAUGUCUUAGCAGCAGCAAGGGGGGGGCCCCCCGGGGGGCCCCCCGGGGGGCCCCCCGGUUUCUGGGGGCCCUUCAAGAAGGGGUCCAUGGGAAAGCCCAUGAGGCCCCAGCACUUGUAGUCAAAAGCGAUUUGCUGUCGCAGCGGCUUUGCACAGCAGCAACAGAUGGCACAGUGAAGUUGUGGCGGCAGCUCUGA
Molecule: messenger RNA, 1179 nt
Organism: Eimeria necatrix
Lineage: Eukaryota; Apicomplexa; Conoidasida; Eucoccidiorida; Eimeriidae
Exons: 6
Coding region: 1-1179 (392 amino acids)
Molecular function (GO): protein binding
Source: RefSeq, a predicted model, not a curated record